Thunnus maccoyii (southern bluefin tuna) is the source of this 2111-nucleotide messenger RNA. RefSeq names its product peroxisomal biogenesis factor 13 (gene pex13). Bases 9 to 1391 code for a protein of 460 amino acids. The transcript has 4 exons. Gene Ontology annotation, biological process: protein import into peroxisome matrix, docking. The record is from RefSeq and is a predicted model, not a curated record. Gene Ontology annotation, molecular function: protein binding. NCBI's taxonomy places the organism in Eukaryota, Metazoa, Chordata, Actinopteri, Scombriformes, Scombridae. Gene Ontology annotation, cellular component: peroxisome; peroxisomal importomer complex; peroxisomal membrane.
AGCAGUGCAUGAAGGCAGCAGGAAGAGCGGACGAGGUUCAGGACCAGUACAGGACAGGUUCCGCAUUAUUUUUCUUACUUUGUAGACAAACAUUUGCGAUGGAUUCACAGCCUCCUCCAAAGCCAUGGGAAAGGCGGAUUCCAGGAUCAAUAAGUGCACCUGUAAACUACAGGUCUACAGACUUUGGACCCACUGCUGGCCCCUCUGUAUCUGCCGGCCCUCCUGUCCUGACUAGGAUGGCCCCCCCAAUUCCUCCUCGUCCCGUCCAGCAGUCCUACCGUCCGUCCUACACCUCUUUCACCUCCUCUUACAGUCCCUAUGGGAGCUCCAUCUAUGGGGGUUACAGCCCCUACAGCUAUGGUGGUGGCUAUGGCGGUGGCUACGGCCUCGGAGGGUACAGCCGCUUACCCCACACAGAAGACAUUGCCCCCAGUAGGUUUGUGCAGCAGGCAGAGGAGAGUAGCCGCGGUGCCUUCCAGUCCAUCGAGAGCAUCGUCCAGGCCUUUGCCUCAGUUAGUAUGAUGCUGGACGCCACCUUUUCAGCCGUGUAUAACAGUUUUCGUGCCGUGCUGGACGUGGCCAAUCACCUGACACGGCUGCGUGCGCACCUCACCAGGGUUUUGUCAGCAUUUGCAUUGGUGCGCACCUUGCGAUACCUCUACCGACGGUUACAGAGGCUGCUGGGGAGGAGGUCAGACUCUGAGGUUGAUGACUUGUGGGCAGAUAGUGCGAGUGACGCCCUGGCUACAGGUGCAUCCAGAGGGCAUGGAGCAGGGGUGGAGGAUUUGAGUCAAGUUAAGUCCUGGCCAAUCAUUCUGUUUUUCGCUGUAGUCCUGGGUGGACCCUAUCUCAUCUGGAAACUGCUGAGCUCCAGCCCUGGCUCUGAGGAAAGCGCUACUAACUGGGCCAGCGGGGAGGAUGACCAUGUUGUGGCAAGAGCAGAGUACGACUUUUCAGCUUCAUCUGAGGAGGAGAUUUCUCUGCGGGCUGGAGACAUGCUCAACCUCGCCCCUAAAGAGCAACAGCCCAGGGUACGUGGCUGGCUGCUGGCCAGCGUGGAUGGUCAGACCACAGGGCUUGUCCCCGCCAACUAUGUGAAGGUCCUUGGCAAGAGGAGAGGUCGUAAACAUGCAGAGAUGGAGAGGCUUGCUCAGGUCCAGCAAGAGAACUCGCAGGCCUCCUACACAGCCUCGGCUGCACACCCACAGCCCAAUCCUACCCAAGGCUUUACUCCAGGCCUCGGUUCAGCCUCCACCUCAGCUUCCUCAGAGGAGCUGCUAGAGUCGGUGUUCAGAGAAACACCAGCUUCCGUCAGUCUGGGAACAUCCAACUCCAGCCUCAGUUUGCCCUCCAGCACAGUGCUAAACAUCCCAGACAAGACUGACCUGUGAUGUUUGUGCGUGUGUGCAUAUCUCUGUAUGAAAGUCUGUGUGUGUUCAUAACAUCGGUCGGCUCAGUCAGUUUUUGUUUUCGAUGUUUAAAAGCUUGACUAAUAAACAGCUGACUGUAGAUAUUUAGGGGAACACUGUGGACCUCAGCAAGAAUUGAUCAAGGUCCCAUGUUCAUAAAAAUUAUGAUUCAGUCUUCAAACACAAUUUUGAUUUUGGUUAUUGGUCAAACACACAGGUUCCCUGUAGUUGUACUGUUCUGUUUAGAAGCAGCGUGUUUCAAAUUAUGAGGUUGUCUUUACAUUUCUUUAGUCAGAGCUUGUGUAAGAAAGAAAGCUUUGUGCAUGCUCUCAGUAUGGUGCAAUGCUGUUCUUAAAAUCAUGUCUGAUGCGAGAUGUAAUGUCUACAGAUUGCUCAACAACAAGAAUUAGUUCAUGUUAAAGUGAAUGAAUCGUGCCGAUGUCAUCUGUACACUAACAAGAACGAAGCAGAGGUAUUUAGUUUCAUAAUGUAAUUAUGUAACCUUGCAUUUGGUCUUGGCCCUCAUUUGUAAGCUGCUUUGUCCUCUGUAUUGUGUUCUUAGUAGAGAAAAUGAGAAUGAUUCAUUCAGAAUGAGAGGGGGCUGAUUUUGCACAUUUUCAACAGUUCAUUAGUUACAGAAGUACACAGUAAUUUUGUAAAUAUUUAAUAUAAUUAUUUUGAAAAUAAAUAUUUUCAAAAAUC